AUUCAAUACAAUUCAAUUCGAAUUGAGAGCUUGAAGUAAACGAAUGUGUUUUCGCGUACGGUUGGGCGCGAAUUUCCGAAAAUUAAACAGCGUGCAUGUGCGACGAGUGUGUGUAUACGUUUUGUGUAGGCCAGCAAGCAUACAGCAACAACAAAAUAUAUGUGUGCAAAGUUAGUCAAUGCAAGCGUUGAAAUAGUUAAAUAAAAAGAAAAAAAUAGUUGAAGCGAAGAAUUGGAAAAAUAAUGAAUGCCAGUUGGAAGUUGAAGUGCUGAUUUGAAUUAUUUACUACAAAUUUGUGGAAAAACUGAGCACAAUCCCACAGAAAAGUUGUACGAGCAAAAGCAGAUAACAGUAGAAGCGCGGUGUGCGAAGAUGUGAAAAAUAGUAAAAAUAAAGGUGAGAAAGCGGAAAAGUGCAAGUGUGUAGCAAUGUGAAAUGUUUGAAGCGCAAGCAGUGGAAGUAUAAUUUUUCAAACAAAACUGAUAUUGGGAAAACGCUGCAUAAUUGCUACUUUUUGAAGUUGAUUACACUGAAUUCCGAUCUUUGUGUGUGAAAAAAGUGCGGCGAAACGCCAAAAAACGUACACAAACGGGUAUUUUGUAUUGAUUGCAAAUUCGAAAAAUAAGAAUAAAAAGCAAAAAACAAAAAAAGAAAUAAAAAUGAGUGAUGAAACGAAAUGCCAAAACAAGUUAGGAAAAUCAAAGAAUUUCACAGCGGCUGCGUGACGGUGAAGACGAAACGUGCGCGUAAUAAAGACGAAACGAGUGUGUACGCGAAGUGAACGUGUGCGCGAGCGAGUAAACCAACGUGUACGAUCGGCGGCGAGUUGCACUAGCAGCAGAAUUGCAGUUGGAACAGCAGCAGCAACAACAACACAAUAACACUGCGAAGUGAAGCUAAACGUGUAUAUGCUAAAGUGUAUGUGUGUGUGUUGUGAACGGAAAAAGUGCAACGACAGUCGUUGCAACAACAACUACACAAUAAGCAACGAGCAGUAGUGUUACAAAAACAAAUUGGCGAGUUCGUUGCAAAGGAAUGUUAAACAAAAGCAAAACGCAUAAGAAUAAAGUGUAAAUUGUAAUAAAAAGUUGCGACAAACAAGUAAAAUACAUACAUACAGAGUGCAGCAAAAACCACAGCGGCAACAGACAUUGUGCAAACGUGUGUGUGAAAAGUGCAUGAAAGCAGGUUUAUAAUGUAGUAAAAAGGCGAAAGGUGCGUGUUGUUUUUGUUUUCUUAUGAACGGAACAAAGGCGAAAUUCACGUGAAGCUGCAGUGUUAAGCUCAAAAAAAUAAAGAAAAAACAGUGAAAAGCAGCUUAUGUAAAAUGCAGUAACUUAUUGUUUUUGUAAAUAUAAUUUUUACGAAUUAUUAUUAAUUUUUAUUUUAUGUGCGCCUCUUUCUUUCACGCGUUUCUGCCAGUUUUAAUGCAUUUUUGUUUCAUUUAGCGCCACAAAAAGCGUGUAAAUAGCUAAAUUUAUCUUAGUUUUUUUCCAUACAUUACAAAAGCAAUGAAGAUGAAUUGUGCAGCAAUUUAAUUAUUUUUAAUUUUGUGUGUAUAAAAAAUCAUUAAUUUCAAACAAAUAAAUCACAUUCUUUCAAUUUUCCUUGCUGCUUGAAAUUAUGAAGAAUAAUCAAACAAAAAACGCAAACAACAAUAACACCACUAAUAAUAAUAAUAACAAUAACAACAGCAACAGUAAAAAUCUAAAUUACCUAAAUAAUAUCAAUAAAAAAUUCAACAAUAACAACAAGAACACCACAACGACAUCAAUCACUAAUAGCAACAACGCUAAACAGAACAACAACAAUCAUAGUAAUAAUAAUAAUAGUAAGAACAAAAAGAAUAGCAAUAAGCGUACAUUACGAUUGGGCCGUAAUAAAAUGGGCGGCCGCAAAGAUGUGCGUCGCGGCCUCGAGCCACUCGAAUUCGAGGAAUGCAUUGUGGAUAGUCCAGAGUUCCGUGAUAAUUUGAAUCGUCACGAAAAGGAAUUGGAUCACACUAGUCAUCAAAUCAAGCGAAUCAUUAAGGAGGUGAAAGAUUUGAUGAGCGCUGCUAAAGUAUUGUCCACCCGCAUGAAACAAUUGGCCAACUUAAUGGACGAUUUCAAUUUCGAAUGCAUCGGCACAGCGCAAACAGAUGACGAGAAUGUCAUUUGCGAAAGUCUGAAACAUUUCGCCGCCAUAAUUGGAACCAUCGAAGAUGAGCGAGAGAAAAUGCUGACGCUGGCGGAUCAACACAUCAUUAUGCCGCUGGAGGAUUUUCGGAAGAAACACAUUGGUGGCGUGAAGGAGAACAAGAAAAAGUUCGACAAGAAGACGGAAAAAUUUUGCCAGACACAAGAACGUUUCCUGAAUAUGUCAACAAAAAAGCCAGAGAACACGAUACAGGAGGCGGAUGCCAGUCUGGGUAUGCACGAACGUGAAUAUGUACAGGAGUCCUUGAGUUACGUGCUACGCAUCCAAGAAGUGCAGGAGCGCAUCAAAUUCGAGUUUGUCGAAAUUCUGCUUGGCUUCAUUUCCGGCUGGUUGGUAUUCUAUCACACGGCACACGAACAGGCGGAGGACAAUCGUGAUUACCUGCAAGAUUUACGGCACAAAGUGCAAAAGACACGCGAGAACUUCGAAGGCACUCGAGAGAAAGUCACUGAAUUGAAGACAAAAUAUAUGGAAAAGAGAACGAAACCAGAGGAGAAAUUCACAAAACGUGGCUAUUUAUUUUUGAUGGAAAAAAGCUCGCUUUUGAAAAUCUCUCUUCUAGAACCCUUUAAGGCAACAUGGACGAAAUACUAUUGUACAUACAAGAAACAAAAGAAGGAAUUCACAAUGUUGCAAUUCAAUCAGAUGAAUCACAGUUCUACUCGGCCUGAGGGGCGUGAAGAGGAGAAACUAACUUUAUACUCGUGUCAUCCGCGCAAUUCGGAAUUUGAGAAACGUUUCUGCUUCGAUUUGACAUUCAAAGAGAAACCGGGUAUUGUUUACACAUUUCAAGCGCUCAGCGAGGACGAUCGACAGGCCUGGGUGAAAGCAAUGGACGGCACUGAAUCGACCUACUUUGCUCCAGGCAAAGUGAAGGCUGGCGAGGAAUAUCAGUUGGAUGACAUGGGCUUCGCUUUCGUGCGCCGUUGCAUCGAUGUGCUAGAAAAGCGUGGCCUCGAGGAUGAGGGUAUAUACCGCAAAAGUGGUGUUGGUACGAAAAUUUCCAAACUACUUUCGCUGGGUAUGGAUCCCAAGAAGGCGGAUAACGCUUUUAACGAUGAACAGUAUCGUGAUCUCAUGGAGAGCAACACCAUAGCGAGUGCGUUGAAAACGUAUCUGCGCAAUCUAAAUGAGCCGUUGAUGACUUAUCGCUAUCACAGCGGCUUCAUCGAGGCGGCAAAACAAGAGAGCUUGAAUCAGCGCGUGCAUGAGGUGCAUAAAUUGGUACACAUGCUGCCACAAACCAACUUCGAAAUGCUGGAUCUGGUUAUUAGACAUUUGACAGAAGUCUCGCGCAAAUUCGAAAAGAAUAAAAUGUCGGUCUUCAAUCUGGGCGUUGUGUUUGGACCGACACUUUUACGGCCCCAGGAGGAGACCGUCGCUGCCAUAUUGGACAUCAAGUUCAACAACAUUGUUAUAAAUAUUUUAAUUGAGAACUACGAUCGUAUAUUUAAGAGUGACCCAAGUGCACCCCUGCUGAGCGCACCCAAUCCCACUAGUCCGCCGACGCGCGUGCCACGCGCCAGUCAAGCUGGCAAAUCGCCCGCGGGUGGUGGUAAUGUGGGCAACGGCGCACGCACGUCCAUGUAUUCGCCGCAACAACAAGUGUACCGGCUUGUGACCAAGUCCAACUUCACGGAUCCACCGAUGUCAUCGAGUUUACAAAACAUUCCAAACGGCCUAAUCUAUUCACAUGGCAGUGGAGGCGGCGGCGGCGGUGGUAGUGGUGGUGGUGGCAUUAACCCAACGAACCGCACUAACGGCGGCCUUGUAAGUGGACACACCACCAACGGCAGCGGUGGCGGCAGCGGCCCCAAAAGCCUUGGCAUGAGCGUAAAUAUGGGCAGCGUGAAGAAUAUACAUUCCAUGUCGCAGAGUGAUAUCAGCGUGCGCAGCCUACGUGGCGGCGGCGGUGGCGGUGGCAGCGCUGUGAACAGUAGCGCCGCUGAUGCCGUCUACGGCAUAUUGGGUGGCGGCACAAAUGGUUCCGGUUUGACGGCACAUCAUGCUACGCCCGCGACUGCCACACAACUGCGUCAAGAUUAUCUAAUGGCCACCGCUACGCCGGCGUCAACAGGUGUGAUCAGCGGCAGUGGCGGCAUUUAUUCCACCGCCUCGGCGGGCAGCACGACACGCUUGAACAUGAACAACGUUUCCCCACCGACGAUAUCAAUGCGCACCGAGGCGUUGUACGGUUCGACGGCGCUAACGGGCAAUGGCGGCGGUGGUGGUGUUGGUCCGACGCAACACUCCCGCAUGUCGUACGCGCAGGCGAAACACUACUCGCCGGUGACGGCGGCCGCAUCCACAUCUAGUUCCAAUGAGAGUGUCUGUGAUUCCUUAUCGUCGGCCAAUGGUAUCGGCGGUGGUAGCAAUAAUGGCAGCCGCAUGUUGGGCGGUGGCGGCAAUUCACUGGACUACGUGCCACAUGCCUCGCAAGCGUCUUCGCUAUCGACGCUACUGGGCUCCACCUGCGACGAUGUGGUAACAGCAACGGCGGCACCAUCUAUGAUUGGCGGCGGCGGCAGUUCGCCGAAAGAUGGCGAGUACGUGCCGGUCAAGGCGCAUCGCAAUAAGGAGAUACAUCGAGAAUUGAAUAUGGGCACAGCGCGCGUGCGCACAUUAUACGCGUGCAUGGGCGAAAGCGAGGGUGAGCUGUCGUUCGAACCAAAUCAGAUCAUCACUAACGUACGUUACUCACAUGAACCGGGUUGGCUGCAGGGCACGCUUAACGGUAAAACGGGACUUAUACCACAGAACUAUGUUGAACACUUGAAACCAUACCAUUAGAACUAGAAUCGUUAAAUCUAUAUAUAUAUAUAUAUGUAUCUGAGUGUUUGAUAACAAUUACAUAUAUAUUAUAAUAACCUAUAUGUAUAUAUGGGUGUGUAAACAGUUUUGUAUGUGUAUGUGUAAACUAAUGUGAAAUACCGUUAAUUUAAGUGACGGCUAGCAUUUGAAAAUUGGUGUGAUGUAACUGUAAAAGUACAUAAAGUGCUUGUAGUUAAUUAGUUGCGUAAGUAGCAUUAAAAACUAAAACAAAAACUAAAAAGAGCAAGCGAAGAAGUGGCGAAAGUAAAAAAAAUAAAAGAAAAUAGUAGUGAAGAAAAAAGUAAUGCUAUGUAGUGUAAACCCACGAAAUAAACGCAAAACGAUUGCAAAGCAAUACAAAUUAAAUACAAUUUAUUACAACAACAACACAUGCAAAAGUCCAUAACGCACGAAAUUGCAUGAGCGUGUGUCACCACCAAGCAAGCCAAGCGCACAGUAGCCAACAAUACCCCAAAAACCAAUGCAACAAUAACAAAUUUACAAUCGCACACACACACACGCAGAACGACCGACAGACGGACACACGCCAACACCGACAUGCACAUUUGCAUCUAUAUAAAUAUAUACACACACAUACAUUUAGCCACAGCAUAUAUAAAAUGAAAAUAAAUAAAAUAAAAUAAUUACCAUAUGUUAUACAUAUAUACAAUACAUAUACAUAUAAAAAUAUUUUCUCUAUUUUUACAACAACAUGUUAGAAACUGUAAAAACACUUAAUUUUGUAUGCAAAUUAAAAUGAAAAUGAAAAAGUAACUUAAAAUUAUAACGAAAAUGAAAACAAUUAAUUUAAAGUGCGCAAACGUGAAUGCUAACAAGAAGAAACAACAACAACAACAAAACAAAAUGAAAAACAUGUAAAAGUAUAGUAUUAGUAAUAAUUACUCAACUGUGAGUAUGUUUGUAUGUAUAAAGAAUAUCUAUUGAAACGAAAAUGAGAACUUAAAAUUUCCCUUAAGCUAAUUUAUUAUUUGUAAACGCUUUAUUUUUGUUGCACUAUUGAAAGCAACCCUUAAACAAAAGCGAAAAAACAGAAAAAAAAAAACAAUUUGGAACUUUAAAAUUGUACGAAAAUGUGAGAAAGAACUAUUAGUUUACUUUGUAAAUAUAUACAUAAAUAUAUAUAUAAAUAUUAAAAAAUUAACAUUUUUAAGUGAAUAAUAAAAAAUAAAAAACUAUGCGAAAAUUCAAUGAAA
Zeugodacus cucurbitae (melon fly) is the source of this 6224-nucleotide messenger RNA. It is a transcript of the gene Graf, whose product is annotated as rho GTPase-activating protein Graf. The coding region runs from base 1624 to 4989 and encodes 1121 amino acids. Gene Ontology annotation, molecular function: protein binding; GTPase activator activity. The record is from RefSeq and is a predicted model, not a curated record. Gene Ontology annotation, biological process: signal transduction. Gene Ontology annotation, cellular component: cytoplasm. The transcript has 13 exons. NCBI's taxonomy places the organism in Eukaryota, Metazoa, Arthropoda, Insecta, Diptera, Tephritidae.